AUGGACAGUAUUGACCCGAGUAUCCAUCCAUCAGUGGCCGUUUUCAAUCGCUACGAGGCCGCUGUACCAGUACAUUCCCCUGCGCCCAGCGGCCCCCACCCAGACCGCUCUGACCCAGAGUGCGCUAGAGCGAACCAAAGACGCACACCCUCCCGAGACACCCCGUCCCUUUAUUCCCCUGGUCCACCCUCGAUUCUCAUCGCCUGCCUGCCUGCUUUUGCUCCUGCCUCUCCUCUUCUUGUGCUGUCCUGCGGUAUCUGGUCUGCAGUGGUCAUCAUCCAGCUUCCUUCGCCAAUUCGCGAGCCGUUAAACUCCUCUCAUUUAUCUCACUUGCGGCGAGACGACGACGACGAGGAGAUUCCGAUUCAACUCUCAACUCCAAAUAACAAACCAUCCGUCAAACUGUAUCCUCACGACGACUAA
Messenger RNA from Fusarium poae, 423 nucleotides. RefSeq lists its product as uncharacterized. The record is from RefSeq and is a predicted model, not a curated record. The transcript is spliced from 2 exons. NCBI's taxonomy places the organism in Eukaryota, Fungi, Ascomycota, Sordariomycetes, Hypocreales, Nectriaceae. The coding region runs from base 1 to 423 and encodes 140 amino acids.